Molecule: messenger RNA, 3925 nt
Organism: Drosophila mojavensis
Lineage: Eukaryota; Metazoa; Arthropoda; Insecta; Diptera; Drosophilidae
Product: opsin, ultraviolet-sensitive
Exons: 4
Coding region: 774-2279 (501 amino acids)
Biological process (GO): visual perception; G protein-coupled receptor signaling pathway
Cellular component (GO): membrane
Molecular function (GO): G protein-coupled receptor activity
Source: RefSeq, a predicted model, not a curated record
ACGCGAGCCUCACCACUGGCUGUUACUGUCCGUUGCCAGCAGCAGCAGCAGCAGCAGCAGCAGCAGCAACAGCCAGAAGUAAGUCCACAUUUUGGCGCCUUAAUCGAACCGAACGAACGAACAGAUAUCAAUUAUGAUCCUGUGUGUGCGCUGCUUUUGAGUUAUUUGCGCGGUUUUUAAUUAAGAUUGCGUAUACGCCGCGUCACCUGUGCAAGCAAGCCGAAAUUGCUGUCGCAUCAAAGCAAAUAUUUCAUGACAUCAGCUUAAAGCACUUUGCACCAACUUACAAUAUCAAAUAUAUUUCCUGAGUUCAAUUGGCGCCAACUUUUACAAGACAUCAAUAAAAAAUAAAAAAAAAUAAACUUUUCUGUGCGCCAAAGGGCGAAAAUUACACGAGGAAAUUCGAACGAGAAUUGCUGCUGACAGAGUACUGAGAACGGAUGGAAGCCAAAAAGCGAUGCAAGCGCUGAAGCUGCGUCAGUGGCAGUAAUUAAGCAAAUGACAAAAUAAGGCGAAUCGUCCAGCUGGAGAGACGAGACAAAGCAGCAAGUCACGGCCACGGCAAGCAAGCAACGCGCGUCACGCAUACGCAGCGUGGCACAUGCAAAAUUUAACAUCAUCAUUGGCUGCAUCAGUGGCUGCAUCAGUGGCUGCAUCAGUGGCUGCUUCAGUGGCUGCGGCAACAACCCGCUGCCCGUAGAAAGUACUACACAAAUUUUUGGCAAAAAGGCCAGCAAGAUAAAUAGUGAAACAGACACGAUAAAAGACACAGCAUGGAGACCAUUAUGUCAACAUUGCCCACGCUGACAGCUGACGAUGGCAGCCUCUGGAUAACUAGCGCGCUCACCGAGCUGCUGGCCAGCGGCGCCAAUAGCAGCAGCGGGAGCAGCAGCGUUGUCGCUGAUGGCACACAGAAUGCAACGUUUGUCGCUGCCGCAACAACAACAACAACAACAGUGGCAGCUGCCGCAGCGGCUGCAGCAGCAGCAGCUGUAAAUGCUUCGACAGCGACCACGGCGAAUGCUACCAAAGGUCAUCACAAGCAUCCGCAUGGUGUGAAUGACAGCGAAACAGAUCUGAGCUCAUAUCCCGGCUAUAUACACUAUCGCGACAAAUACGAUCUGACCUACAUAGCAAAGGUGAAUCCCUUCUGGCUGCAAUUCGAGCCGCCUGACACCAGCACCUUCUACAUCAUGGCCGGCCUCUAUUGCCUAAUCUCCGUGGUCGGCUGCUUUGGCAAUGCGUUCGUCAUCUUCAUGUUCGGCAGCCGGAAGUCGCUGCGCACGCCGGCCAAUAUAUUGGUCAUGAAUCUGGCCAUAUGCGACUUCCUGAUGCUGGUCAAGUGCCCCAUCGCCAUCUACAACAACAUCCAGGAGGGCCCAGCGCUGGGCGAUGCAGCUUGCCGUCUCUAUGGAUUUGUGGGUGGCCUGAGUGGCACCUGUGCCAUUGGCACUCUGACGGCCAUUGCCCUGGAUCGCUAUAAUGUGGUGGUGCACCCGCUGCAGCCGUUGCGCCGCUACUCCCGCCUGCGCUCCUACCUGAUCAUAUUCGCCAUCUGGUGCUACAGCUUCCUGUUUGCCGUGAUGCCCGCCCUGGACGUGGGCCUGUCGGUGUAUGUGCCGGAGGGCUUUCUCACCACCUGCAGUUUUGACUAUCUCAACAAGGAGACGCCGGCACGCAUCUUCAUGGCCCUCUUCUUUGUGGCCGCCUACUGCAUACCCUUGGCCUCCAUUGUCUACUCCUACUUCUACAUACUCAAGGUGGUCUUCACGGCGAACCGCAUCCAGUCGAGCAAGGACAAGGCCAAGACCGAGCAGAAGCUAACAUUUAUUGUGGCCGCCAUUAUUGGCUUGUGGUUCAUUGCCUGGUCGCCGUAUGCAAUUGUCGCCAUGAUGGGCGUCUUUGGCCAGGAGCAGCACAUCACGCCGCUGGGCUCCAUGAUACCCGCGCUCUUCUGCAAGACGGCUGCCUGCGUGGAUCCCUAUCUGUAUGCGGCCACACAUCCCAGAUUUCGUGUCGAGGUGCGUAUGCUGAUGUAUGGACGUGGUGUCCUCAGACGCGUGUCCACCACUCGCUCCUCCUAUAUGACUCGAUCACGCUCCUCCUUCACGCAUCGGUUGCGCCCUUCAAGCGGCGACUGCGAGAAUCGCGCUGAGCCCUACACGCUCAACAACAACCUGAUGAUGGUGCCCGAGGAGACGGAGGAGAACGAGGAGAUCAUCGUUGUGGCCGAGAUCAACAAUUCCAUCUCAGGGGUCAUGGAGCAGAGUAAGUUUUAAAGAGAGAGAUAGAGAGCGAGAGAGGCAGAGAGCUUAUCAUAUCAAUUGAGAUUCCGGAUAACCAUAUUUUUGUACUAUAAAGAGAGAGAAAGAGGUAGAGAUGUAGAUCGAGUGUUAAACGUGAUCAUUUAUUUACCGAAGAAUUUUAAAGAGAGAGCUUACUAAAUUCAGUAUUAUUAUUAUUUUUAUAUUUAAUGAUAUGCAUAUAUAGUCUUUUAGCUCGUAUAUUCCCUUUGAAAGACUUGUUGGACUUGAUAAAAAUGAAAUGAAAUUCAUCAAAUAUAAUCAAACAAAAAUCGAAAAAUCGAAAAAUAAGCUCGCCUUUCAUGUGAAUUGUACAUAGCAGAGCUUCACUUGGCAGCAGUUCAAAGGAAAAUUGUAAUGAUAUACUUGCCCAUUGUAUUACUUAACGGUGCGAAGUCUGCUCUCAUGGUGGAGAGCAAUUAUAGCCAGCUUAUAGAUAAAUUGAUGUAGGGUACAUCAAGUAUAUAUACAACUCCAAGGCAAACCUAAUACAACAUUGCUGUGGGCAACGAAGUGAUAGAGGUCUGGUUGAGGGAGCUUAACUAAAAUGUUAAUAGGUAUUUAUUGUAGUAUAUAGUAUACGUGAGGUCUACCCUUAAGUAGGCUCUUAAUAAGUCUAGUGUAAUAAGUAAGUGUCUAUUGGGCAUGAGGCAGAGCAGGGAAACGAAAAUGUAUCAUCAGGGAAAGAGACAUAAAUAACGCACUUCAAAUGUACAUACAUACAUAUAUAUAUACAUUUAUAUAUAUAUAAAUAAAAUUAGCUGUUCAGGUGUCGUAAUUCAUUUGUGGCCAACUGUUACAUUUCCGCAACGAAUGUAGCUCAAUUAUUUUUUUUUUUUUAAUAUACGAAACGUGUCAAAAAGCAUUAACAUUCAUAAAUAUAUACUGGGUAAAUAAUUUAUUAAAAUAAAUAUAUAUAAAUUUGAGCUGCAAAUCAUUGAAAAUCAUAUUGAAAUGUAUAAUAAAUGCAGUUUGUUUAAUUAAGCUUAUUAAAUGUACAAAUAUGAUUAUGCAAAUGUGUUGAACAAUUAAUUAUACAUUAUGAAUGUGAAUUAAAUAUUCUUAUUAUGCGAAAUUCUCUCAGCUAAAUUUCUGUUCAACCAAGACCUUGACCGAGGCCUGACAGAGUACUUGUACCUAAAUACAAAAACAAAACCGACAAAAGCUAUUUAAGCUCGAUCUAAAUAUGAAAAAUAGUCAUAAGCAGCAAUAUUGUACGAAUUUAUACUCUUUAAGUGUUCCGUGCUUAAAUCUAUAUAUAUAUAUAUGCAUAUAUAGAUGUCAACUUGUAUAUAUAUAUAUAUAUAUAUAAGAAUUUGUUCGAGCAAUAUCCUUUAUGUGGCCACGAACAAAACCGAAACACAGAACAAUGGACAAAUAUGCUAAGAGUGACCUGAAAAAGAUUGUAAUUAGAAAGAGUAAGGCUAGAUGAGAGCUUAGUCGAUGUCUAAAUACACUAUCCGAGCUUUAUGCAUUACUAUUGUAAGUCAAGAAGUAUGGAUUAUUGAAUAUCUAGUUGAGUAAAUUUCAAGUCAAAUCCUGUGACUGUAAAAUCAAAAUCACAAUUUUUCACAUUCAACUGCAACAAAAGUACGGAGACACCCCAGAAACAAAAAAACAAA